AUGUCAACUAGGAGGCUGGAAGUGCAAGGUGAUUUGGAAAAUGCAAAAAGUAAAUUCGAGAAAGUUCUUCGGAUAAAGGAGGACAGACGAGCCAGAGCAGCUUUAGCCAAAAUGGAUAGAAAGAAGAGAAGCCCAUCAGUAGAAAUUUUGGAAGAUGACAGUGACAAACCAAAGUCGAAAAAUCCGAAGCGGAGCGAUAUUGAAGAGGAAAAGAGAAAACGCCGACAGGUUCGAGAGGUGUCCUACGGUGGCGUUUUUCGCUCCAUAAUUAUCCGUCGAUCUGAUUACGAGAAGUGUGGCUUAUUCUGCGUGGGACCGCUCGAAUCCCGACCCGUAUCACACUUGCUUAUAGUACAAAUGCCGGUUUCAAUAUGUGAUGCAGAAGACUCGCAUGACGAAAACUGUGGCGCAUCAUGCAGUGCACUGUCAGAUGUGGAAAAACGCCGCAUUAAUCGACAGUUGUUUUUGGCUUUCCCUCCAGAAGGGGCGCGUCACUCGGGCCAGCGAAUGUUCUUUUUUAUUCGGGGAUACGACGAGUUAGUUAGGGAAGAUAUUGAGGAAAGUGAAUGUGUUCUUCCAUGA
Messenger RNA from Cooperia oncophora, 582 nucleotides. NCBI's taxonomy places the organism in Eukaryota, Metazoa, Nematoda, Chromadorea, Rhabditida, Trichostrongylidae. The record is from the annotation of a GenBank genome assembly.